Molecule: messenger RNA, 2359 nt
Organism: Megalobrama amblycephala (Wuchang bream)
Lineage: Eukaryota; Metazoa; Chordata; Actinopteri; Cypriniformes; Xenocyprididae
Gene: ncs1b
Product: neuronal calcium sensor 1b
Exons: 9
Coding region: 1243-1815 (190 amino acids)
Molecular function (GO): calcium sensitive guanylate cyclase activator activity; calcium ion binding
Source: RefSeq, a predicted model, not a curated record
CACAGGGUGGAGAGCGGUGGUGAAUUUAGUUUGUCCAGCCUCUGGAGAGUCUGCUAGAAAAGUCCUGACUGAAUGAAGGUUACAGACACUCAGAGAGAGAGAGAGAGAGAGAGAGAGAGAAGGAGGAAAGCCAAACACACCCUGACAGAGAACCAUCUAUGAAGAAGAAACAAUCCUAACGCUAAGUACGGCUCGUGUUUGGAGGUUUCUCUGGACAACCAGACCUUGGUGAACAGGAGUUGCUGCUUUGAACUACAGAAGGUGUGAGGAAGAACAGGCCUGGAGAUAAGCAAACAACGGUUACUAGGAGAAGGUGAAUGUCUUUUGUCAGAAAGAGUGCCAUCAGCAGACUGAGACACCGAAUAAUUGGUUAUCUCCGGCUUCCACGUAUUGUCAGCGACAGAGGAUCUGAGCAGCCCUGUUCACCAUACGAUUUCGAUCUAGCCUUUUUGCCAUCUUUACAAUAUUUGCACUCAAUAGUACAUCAAUAAUCACAGCCAGGACUCAGUAUUAUUGUAGAUCCUGUCGGCAUCUACCAGAACGACAUCUACCAAAGCGUUAAAUGCUAAAAAAAUUAAGCAGGACUAAGUCUGCGCAUCUCUUUUAAUUUUACCAAACCCCUCAUCUCAGCUGCCAAGACAACUAGAGCAAGGAAUCUCCUUUAAGAGUCUCUCAGAGCUAACAAGACAGACAUAGGGAGGGAGUAAAAAGAAGAAGAGAAGAGGGAGGGUGGGUGGAGAGCCAGAGAGAACUGGCACUCAAGUGUGAGCGAGAGAGCACACAGAACGCUGCGAGUGAGCGUCUCCUGAAACCAUUGGCACUUUAAUACAUUUCAAAGCCUUGCUUUCUCCACUGAAGAAUCAGACAGAACGCGGUUAGCAUCUGAGACUCGUACUCAUGCAGGCGGCCAAAUGAAUGGGCUUUUUUUGAGGAGCGAUAGUUUAAAAGGACUUGUCAGAGGCGGCUGUAAUUGAGGAUGAAUUUUUGAGAGACCCACUGGGUAAGAGGGAAACCCUAAUAGUGACUUUAGAUCUUACAACAAGCCACAAAGUCUAAAAAGGAGAGACAAAUUCACAGUGGAUGGAUUUCCUUGGAUUUGUUGGCAGUGCUGAUCUGUUUUUCACUUUGUUGAUGUCUUUGGGUCUCUAAGAUUCUGCCUUAAGUAGAAAAGAGCUGGUGAGUUCUGGUACAGCUCACUUCCACGCUGGACCACACAAACUAUUUGGAGGAGGUCUGGAGAGCAUGGGGAAAUCAAACAGCAAGCUCAAACCAGAGGUGGUGGAGGACCUGACCAGGAAGACCUACUUUACAGAGAAAGAGGUUCAGCAAUGGUACAAGGGCUUUAUAAAAGACUGCCCAAGUGGUCAGCUUGAUGCUGCAGGUUUCCAGAAGAUCUACAAACAGUUCUUCCCCUUUGGCGACCCCACCAAGUUCGCCUCAUUUGUCUUCAAUGUUUUUGACGAGAACAAGGAUGGACGGAUUGAGUUCUCAGAGUUCAUUCAGGCCCUGUCUGUGACCUCACGUGGGACCUUGGAUGAAAAGCUCCGCUGGGCCUUCAAGCUUUAUGAUCUUGAUAACGAUGGGUAUAUCACACGUGAUGAAAUGCUCAAUAUCGUUGAUGCCAUCUAUCAGAUGGUGGGAAACACAGUGGACCUUCCAGAAGAAGAAAACACUCCAGAAAAGAGGGUGGAUCGCAUUUUUGCCAUGAUGGAUAAGAAUGCUGAUGGGAAGCUGACCCUGCAGGAGUUCCAAGAAGGAUCAAAGGCAGAUCCCUCUAUUGUACAAGCUCUGUCACUCUAUGAUGGCCUGGUAUAGUAGCAGCUUGUCUUAAGGAUACAGGUACUGCAAAGGAUCCAGUGCGGUGCCAUCCCACAAUUCCAUGCAAGGAGAAGAGUUUUCUUCAUUUGAACCCUCAUUCUGGACACUUAAGACUGAAAAGUACAGGAGAGAAGAGUUCAUCCUUUUCUUCUCACCACAACAAAUCACAUUUCGGCAUACAACAGUGACAGAAAAGAAGAAAGUGUCAUCCUGAAACUUUGGUGUAUGUGUGUGUGUGUGUGAGAGAGAGAAUGGGAUUUCCACAAGUGCUUGUUUUCUGCUGAACAAACACACUGGAGACUAUAUGGAUGGCCCUGAUUGUUACAGAAAAGCAUGCUGACAAACCUAAAUUAUAAAUGUAAAUAUGUGUAAACAUUUCAUAUUUUUUAAACAUACUUUGCUGAGAUAUUGUGGACGUGGCUCUUCAUGUAUAAUUUAAGAAACUGCUGAUAUUUUAUUUAUUUAUUGUUUACCUUGAAGUGUAUGGAUUGCAGCUGUUGCAAAGCCUCGGCGUUUUUAAAAGCCUCUUGGAGUGAAAGAC